AUGGAUCCUACACUCAAGCUACUCACACUGAUUAACGUCAGCGCUGCCAGGCCAGGCAAGCGUCAGCGUUCAUCCAAUCUCUCCCACUACGACAAGAUCACCCGCAAAGCUGUAGCUGCACAGCAAGCAACUGCAUCCACUUCCAAAGUUGCCGACGAUUCGCCUUCCAAGCGAUCCAAGCCAUCUAAUGGAGCGAUAGCAUCGACGUCAUCACCGGACAAGGUGCAGAAUAGCCACGGACUUGUAGGUGAGGUCUCGGACGACGAGGAUGACGACACGGCACAGCGAUCAUCCAACAAGCAGCAAAAGCAAACGCAGCUUACAGCCUUCGACGCUCAUUUCGGUAGCGAUGGUCCGCACGCACAAGCGAUUGCUAAGCUUCCUGAAUCUGUCACCUCGCUCACUUGGUCUGCCUCGCGCUCCAGCCUACCAGCGCUCCCGACUCAGCUAGUAGUUUCGACGCCAACCCUUCCCGAUUUCGACGCACAGCAGUACUCGGGCCAACCCCAAGUCAAGGUGCUCGAUGCAUUCAAUACUUUUGUCGCCAAAAAGUACACUUCCCCAACACCGCUCCACACAGCACUCGCAACGACGCUUGGCAGCUACGCUGACUUUUGCGAUGCCAAUGUCGCGCUCGGCGACCGACCGCAGUACCGCCAGGUGCUUGCCAUGCAUGCCAUGUCGCAUGUCGCAAAGACGCGCCGUAGGGUGCUCAAGAACAACGAGAAGCUUGCCAAGCUUGCUGCCAGCGGCUCUGCGGCGGACGGCGACGACCUUGAUCUGCGCGAUCAGGGCUUCACUCGACCAAAAGUGCUCGUUCUGCUGCCCUUCCGCAACUCGGCGCUCGAGUGGGUCGAUCUCUUGACCAAGUUCAGCCUGUGCUCGCAAGUCGACAACAAAUCGCGUUUCGCCAAAGAGUACAACCUGCCCGAGGGAGCCGUAGAUAAGCUCGCCGAUCCCGCCGUCGCCGCCAAAUACCCAGAAGACCACAUCGCCAACUUUGCCGGGAACAUCGACGACUCGUUCAAGCUCGGUCUCAAGGUGACGCGCAAGAGUCUCAAGCUCUUUUCGGGCUUCUACGAUUCAGACGUGAUCGUCGCUUCGCCGCUCGGGUUGAGGCUGGGCAUCGAGAAGGAUCAUGGAGACAGCGACUUUCUGUCGAGCAUCGAGAUGGUCAUUGUCGACCAGACCGAUGUGAUCAGUAUGCAAAACUGGGAGCACCUCGAGUUCGUGCUGGAGCGCUUGAACCGCAUCCCGCGCCAGAGCAGGGACACGGACUUCUCGCGCGUCAAGCAGUUCUACCUCGACAACCGUGCGCCGAUGUUCCGCCAGACGGUGCUGCUUUCGGCGUACGACUUCCCGGCACUGCGCUCGUUGUACAACCACACGCUCAACAACGUGGCGGGCAAGAUCCGCACCGUGACGUCUACCGAGGAAAACGAGGCAGAGAUGAGCCGCGUGGUCAGCGGCGUCAGGCACACAUUCACCCGCUUCGAAGCGGCCAACCCGCACUCGGAGCCGGAUCUGCGCUUUGCGCACUUCACCUCCAAGACACUGGCGCAAUUGAGCAAGUCCGCCGUAUCCAGCAGCCAUACGCUCAUCGUUGUGCCGAGCUACUUCGACUUUGUGCGUCUCGACGACUUUCUGCGCAGCGCCAACGAGAAACGCAAAUCCGGCGAGUCCGCCAACCUCUCGUAUACGAGUAUCUCUGAAUACUCGACGCCCAAAGAUAUCCGACGCGCACGCGAAGCCUUCUUCAGCGGAAAGAAGAGGUUCCUGCUGCUGACGGAGCGUGCACAUUUCUACCGCCGCUUCAAGCUGCGUGGCGUCAAGACCGUGGUGUUCUAUCAAGUGCCUCAGAACGCGCGGUUCUUUUCGGAAGUGUUGGAGUUCCCGUUUAUUACCAAGGGCGAGCUGGCGGGCGGUGGCGCGGACGACGAGGAGGAGGUCGAUGCGAACGAGGUUGCUUCGUAUGUCGUGUACAGCAGGUACGACUUGAUUCAGUUGGAGAAGGUGGUGGGUACGAAGCAGGCCAAGGAGAUGGUGGUGGCGGAUAAGGCCACUUGGAAGUUUGUUUGA
Messenger RNA from Sporisorium graminicola, 2079 nucleotides. RefSeq lists its product as uncharacterized. Lineage: Eukaryota; Fungi; Basidiomycota; Ustilaginomycetes; Ustilaginales; Ustilaginaceae. Gene Ontology annotation, cellular component: nucleolus; small-subunit processome. Gene Ontology annotation, molecular function: rRNA binding; U3 snoRNA binding. The record is from RefSeq and is a predicted model, not a curated record. The transcript has a single exon. Bases 1 to 2079 code for a protein of 692 amino acids. Gene Ontology annotation, biological process: maturation of SSU-rRNA from tricistronic rRNA transcript (SSU-rRNA, 5.8S rRNA, LSU-rRNA).